This is a messenger RNA of Pelodiscus sinensis (Chinese soft-shelled turtle), 1341 nucleotides long. RefSeq names its product transcription factor HES-5-like. Gene Ontology annotation, molecular function: DNA binding; protein dimerization activity. Gene Ontology annotation, biological process: regulation of DNA-templated transcription. NCBI's taxonomy places the organism in Eukaryota, Metazoa, Chordata, Testudines, Trionychidae. The record is from RefSeq and is a predicted model, not a curated record.
GCCCGUAACAGACAGGGAGAAGAAUGGCUCCCAGCAACAGCUUCAUGGCCCACGUGGAGGAGAAACUGCUUCCAAAAGAGAAGAAUAAACUGAGGAAGCCGGUGGUGGAGAAAAUGCGCCGGGACCGGAUUAACAGCAGCAUCGAGCAGCUGAAACUCCUGCUGGAGAAGGAGUUCCAGAGACACCAGCCCAACUCCAAGCUGGAGAAGGCCGACAUCCUAGAAGUGGCCGUGGGCUACCUGAAACAGCAGAGCCAGCUGCAGGCACAAAUGUUCAGCCCGAAGUGCCCUGAACAGGAUUUCAGCACUGGCUAUCUGCAGUGCCUGAAGGAAGCCCUGCGGUUCCUCUCCUAUUGUGAGCCUAAGAAGGAAGCUCAGGCACAGCUGAUCAAGCAUUUCUGCAGAGCUCAGAUGAUUCCAGACAACCUGAGCUCACCCCCCAUGCACAGCUCACCCCCUUUGCCAUGUCUGGUAUCUAGGAAGCAUCCUGUCCAGAAAAAUACCCCUGCAGCUGUUGCUGCCAUCUGGAGACCAUGGUAGACUGGACUUUUGGAGGCGGGGUGCACUGCAAAACCAAAGGGAUCUCUGAGUGAAUGGUCCCUCUUUAAAGUAGGAAACUUUGAUUUCCAGGAGGGGUUUUAUGGUUUGUCCUGAGAAAUGGUCUCAGCAGCAGUUUCCCUUCAUAGUGAAGGACGGUGUCUGUAUCUUGCAGCAAGCACACUGCCCUUAUGGGUGUUUCCGAGCUCAAUACCGGGCUAAGCCCGUUGGCACUUUACAGAGUCAAUCUCUGACUGACUUCCAUCAGAGUUUAGCUUGAGAAGGCUCUCUCUCCAGUGCCCUUUGAAGUCCAUGGGAAUCUCCAUGGAUUUCCAUGGGCAUUGAAUCAGGAGCUUUUUUGGCCCUACGUUGGGUAUUGACCUUCAAGCAGAAGGGCCAUGUGAAGAUGUAAUUUGUAUGACAAAGAGAGUCUAGACUUUACCUUUUGAGUGAAAGAUUUGAUUCCGAAAUAUCGAUGCUUCUGAAGUCCCUACGCUAUCGUAGUAUAAACUCUUGUGCAAAGUUAUUAUGAUAACGAUUUACUGUAGGAGAAAUUCUCUCAACAUGCAGCAUGGGUUGAUCUCAGUUGAGGGAUUAUUGAUGCCUUUUGUAAAGGAAGUACCUGCUGUGUAUCUUAAUUAAUGGGAAUGGAAGGUGGAAAAUGUGUACUCUACAGUCAUUCACUGAAUAUGCUGAUGAGCUUAAUAGGCUUUUAUAAAGUUGCCACGUAUUCAUCGUCUGUGAUGUUGAAAGUGACAUUGGUUCCAUCAAUGUAAAUAUCAAUAAAAUGCUUUUUAUUCAUUGA